GUCAACUUUUUGACACAGGUCAACGACCAAACACUGAGCCAUGCACUCGCGUACGUAUCAAUUGGGUAGCCGUGCCAUUCCUGGAUCAAUCCAAUCUUAGUCCCAUUGAUUAAUUUGCCUGUCAUCGCUGGCAAAACCGGUUGUACAUAUGUAUUAUUGUCUGCUGGGCUAAGGACCACCGACAUGGACCAGUUUUUGACACCUCAAGAGCUCAAUCCACGUCGCCGACCAGCAACACCCUCUGUAGCAUCCUCACAACUUACCGCGAACAAUACGCUGAGUCCUUUGUCGCAGCUGGUACCGGUCGAAGAGCCUGCUGAUACACCAACGCAGACCCUGACAACACCGGCUUCUCAAAACGAUGCAUACCCCGACUAUCAACUUUGGUGCAUGGAGUGGUGGUGCCGAUUUCCCAAUUGCGAGUUAGACUUCAACAUCAAGAAUAUGCGGGUCUGGUGGUGGGCUCAUGGUUACCGAUUGAUCAACAAACAGUCUCGACUCCCGAAACACAUCUGGGUGUGUUCUAUCUGUGUUGCCAAAUCGAAACCACCACCAACCGACACGUAUACGUUCGUCUCGAGUACGUCCAAAUCAAUAGUCAACCACCUCAGGCGAGUUCAUUGAAUACGGCAACCUGUCCGAGCUGUCACGCAGGAUCCUGAUAGGGAACAUCUAUUGCAGUCAGAACAGUGGUUCGCUACGUUGCUGGAUCAGGGCUUUAUCAAAAGAGGUUCAGAGGACGAUUUCGACUAGUGAGGGCAUAGUCCGAAAUGGCAUGCGGCGUAAAUGGCCUCGAAACU
Truncatella angustata is the source of this 800-nucleotide messenger RNA. RefSeq lists its product as uncharacterized. The transcript has a single exon. NCBI's taxonomy places the organism in Eukaryota, Fungi, Ascomycota, Sordariomycetes, Amphisphaeriales, Sporocadaceae. The record is from RefSeq and is a predicted model, not a curated record. The coding region runs from base 184 to 624 and encodes 146 amino acids.